Molecule: messenger RNA, 1911 nt
Organism: Acaromyces ingoldii
Lineage: Eukaryota; Fungi; Basidiomycota; Exobasidiomycetes; Exobasidiales; Cryptobasidiaceae
Exons: 2
Coding region: 1-1911 (636 amino acids)
Cellular component (GO): anaphase-promoting complex
Source: RefSeq, a predicted model, not a curated record
AUGCGUCGCUUCGUUGAGGCCUGUUUCAGGAGGCCGCGAGAUCACUCCGAGGGCGCUCAGCAGUGCAGAGACGUUCUCUACCAGCUCGGCAUGGGCGAUCUGAUGUACCGUUUCAUCUCGCAGGCCGCAGGCAACCUCGUCCGGAGCGUCGUCCAGGCGGGGCCAGAUCAAGGGCGCGACUACGACGAGGUGGCCGACCUGGCACGCAUCCUCAUUGAGUACACGUGCGAGGCAUUCCCCAUCCUCGACGACUGGAUCAGGAGCAAGAUCAUGCCCCUCGUCGUCCACUGGCUUGCGCCCUGGGCAGACAUUGACCGCGUGCUGUCCCUCGACGCCGGCCUCUGUCCCGAUGCCAAACUGCUGCACCAGGUCCAGUCGCUGCUCGAGAGCCUGCAGGAGAAGAUGAGCGUGUGCCUGGGCAGGCUGCGCUCCAAGCAGCUGUUCGACAUCGUCGUCGACUUCCCCCACUCGGGUCCAGCGCUCGAGGACCUGCGCCGGUGCAUCGCAGUUGAAGCAGACAUCAAACGCGCCAUCUCGCGCGACCUCGACGGCUUCCUUCAGGCCCGUCUGCUGCACCCGGGCGCCUCGACAAAGAGCAUCCUCCAGGUGUACACCCAUCUCAUCCGCGCACUUCGCUUGGCCGACCCCAGCGGCGUCGUCCUCUCGCAUGUCAUCGGCCCUGUCCGUGCCUACCUCCGACGCCGGCCGGACACGGUGCCGAUCAUCGUCUCGAGCCUGCUCGGCCAGUCGCAGGACUUUACCCUCCUCAGCGACAUGAUGCGUGAUCCUGGCCAGGGCUCCAGCGCGCCCGCGCCCACGAGUGCGGACCUGUCGGCCAUGUACGACGAGGAGCACCCGGCGCAUCCAGCCGACGCUCUCGUCGUCGAUCUUUCACAACAGCAGCAUCACCACCAACACCAUCAUCAUCAUCACAAUCAUCACCUCUACGGCGGCAUCACCCAGCGUUCCAUCAUGGUGCCCAUCGACGACCCGGACUGGGCGCCCCGGCCAAUUGAUGCAGGCCCUGACUACCGACAGAGCCGCAAGUCAGACGUGAUUGCUAUGAUCAUCUCCAUCUUUGACGACGAGGCCGGCUUCGUCGAGGCGCUGGAGCGCAGCACGGCCGAGCAGAUCAUCAAGGUGGAGAACUACGAUGCGCGAAACGAGUACGAGAUCAACGAGAACCUCAAGCGGCGCUUUGGCGAUGCGUCGCUGGGCAAGUGCGACACGAUCAUCAAGGAUGUCAAAAAGUCACAGCGCUACGACCGCAGCAUCCACGACGGUCAUUCCCAGGCACAGGCACAGGCACAAGCAGGUGAAGGAAAGGAGGAGCAGGGCGCGCUCGCGGCAUUGCACCCGCUCAUCAUCAGCCGGCAGUUCUGGCCCGAUCUCGAAGAGGAGGGCGCCGCUGCGAGGAAUGCAUCGGCAUCGACAAUGUUUGCGAAGAUGUCGCAGUCUGCCCCGCCUGCCGCGGCUUCUUCAUCAUCAAAGGCAUCUGCGCUCGCGGCAUCGCUCUCGCUCGACGCCGCACCGCCCGGUGGCGCGCGCCUCAAGAUGCCUGGCCAGUUUCUCGAGGCGCAGGAGAGGUACGUGGAAAAGUUCAAGGAGGUGGCAGACAUGAAGACGCUGCGGUGGAUGAGCGCACGCGGGCGCAUCAGGCUCGAGCUCGAGAUGGACGACGGCAGGUGCAUCGAGGAGGACGUCGUGCCGCUCCAGGCCGCCGUGCUCGAGUGCGUCAACAAUGCUUCAGACAGCGGCGCCAGGCCCGAGGAGAUUGCGAGGGAGCUCGAAUGCGACGCACGGGCCGUCGGGGAGGCGCUGGCCUUUUGGGCCGCAAAGGGCAUCCUCGGCGAGGUGCCUGGUCAAGCGGGCAUGUACCGUGUCUUCGAUGGCCAGGCUCUUCCAUCCUGA